Messenger RNA from Nicotiana tabacum (common tobacco), 773 nucleotides. The record is from RefSeq and is a predicted model, not a curated record. Lineage: Eukaryota; Viridiplantae; Streptophyta; Magnoliopsida; Solanales; Solanaceae.
GCACAUAAACAAAAUACUACUACACCACAAAGGGGUUAAGAUUCUGAGUCAAAGCUUGACAGUCUCCCACGCCGCCCCCAAAUCCCAACAUCUCUUUUCAGCCAAGGACCAAACAAAUCGAGAAACCCUAAGAAAUGAUUAGCUCAGUGGCGAAGCAUGUAUCCACCAUCUUCAAUCGACCGAACGUAGCCUUGUUGAACCCACUAAGUUGGGAGCAGCAGCUACAACAAUGGCGGGGCAUACGGGUGAAGGUGCGGAACAACAACCUAGACCAAGCACUGUUCUUGAUGCAGAGAAAAAUGCAGUCCAGCGGAAUGGAACGCCUCAUAAAGCGUGAACAGCUUCACCACAUCAAGAACUCGGAGAAGCGUGUCUUGGCUCGUAAGCUCCUUGAACGUAAACUCCGUUCUCAAGACCUUGCUCGUAAGCUCAAAUCCAUCCUCAUCAAGAAAGUCAGGGGUUUAUAAAGGAAGAUGUUCCAGCAGAGUUUUCUUCAUCAACUUUCUGGACUUGGCUGGCUGAUUGCUACUGAACCACCAUUUUCUUGCACCUUGUUACGUGGACUACACUUUUGAGAAUAAUGUUUUCAUUUCUAUUAGAUUUCUAUCAUUGAUGUAGAAUUUUGGCAAGUGUUAGUGGAAGUUCAUUUUGUUGAAAUAUUAUAAUUUUAGUCUGUUUUGUUUAUGCAAUGCUUCUCUGUACGCCCACAUUUGUCAGAUGCACCAUUUAAAUUGCUGUUCAUACUAAUAUCAGGAUAAAAAAUAUUCAGGUUC